This is a messenger RNA of Castor canadensis (American beaver), 2739 nucleotides long. Lineage: Eukaryota; Metazoa; Chordata; Mammalia; Rodentia; Castoridae. The record is from RefSeq and is a predicted model, not a curated record.
AUGAAGCGGCCGUGCGGCGGAAGAUGCUUCACAGGGCACCAAAGGCGCUUAGAGCCAUUCCCCAGAACUAGGCCCAUAAGGGCACAAGACGCGGCUCGACCCGGAGGGGGCCCCUCCCCGUAUUGUCCUCUACCGCUCGGCGGGCGGGCAGUGGCGGCACGCCGGAGGCGCCCCGGGGCGUCAGUGAGCGCGCGUCGGCCCAAGCGCCCCGGCCGCCUUCGCUGCGCUCCUCUCCCGGUGACGCCUCGGCUAUCCCGGCAACCGGCGCUUACACACUGUCCCUUGCGCUCCCGCGCCCAGUCUCGAAGAUGGCGGCUCUUCAAACAGGUAAAGUUGCGGCGAGAAGAGAAGGCAGCGCUGGAUAAGCGGCGGACGGAAAGCGGAGGCAGUGCCGCGUUUCUCUGUUGGACCCUCGCCCCGCCUUCGGCCCCGGAACUGGCAUCUGCGGCGCGGCCCCGUGCACCGGCGCGGCCCUGGGGCUGUGGCCUCGCCGCGCCUUGGGAUGCUCGCCCUUCUUGGUUCUGCAUCCGCUUCCCUGAUGGCGCGGAUGAGGCCAAGCCGCGCGUGGAGAGACUGAGAAAGGGCAGGAGGACGCCGCCGCGCCCUGUGGGGCUGGUGCGCGUUGCCUUAGGCGCGGUGAAGACUGGGGAGUGGCUCGAUUUUUUUUUUUUUUUUUUUUUUUUUCCCCGGGGGGGCCCCCGCCGCCACAGGCCCGGGAGGGACGGUUUAGGAGGGGAAAGGGUGGGGAAGGCAAAGGGCUGUGUUUGCUACUUUUCCACCAGUACUUGUCGUCACACCAGAUUUUACACGGAUCCAGUGGAAGCUGUAAAAGACAUCCCUGAUGGUGCGACAUUGCUGGUUGGUGGUUUUGGGUUAUGUGGAAUUCCAGAGAAUCUUAUAGGAGCUUUAUUGAAGACUGGUGUAAAAGGACUUACUGCAGUCAGCAACAAUGCAGGGGUUGACAACUUUGGCUUGGGCCUUUUACUUCGAUCCAAACAGAUAAAACGCAUGGUCUCUUCGUAUGUGGGAGAAAAUGCAGAAUUUGAACGACAGUUCUUAUCUGGUGAACUAGAAGUAGAGCUGACACCUCAGGGCACACUUGCAGAGAGGAUUCGUGCAGGUGGGGCUGGAGUUCCUGCAUUUUAUACCAGCACAGGGUAUGGGACCCUGGUCCAAGAAGGAGGAUCACCCAUCAAGUACAACAAAGAUGGCAGCAUUGCCAUUGCCAGUAAGCCAAGAGAGGUGAGGGAAUUUAAUGGUCAGCACUUUAUUUUGGAGGAAGCCAUCACAGGAGAUUUUGCUUUGGUGAAAGCCUGGAAAGCAGAUCGAGCAGGAAAUGUGAUUUUCAGGAAAAGUGCAAGGAAUUUCAACUUGCCGAUGUGCAAAGCUGCAGAAACCACAGUUGUAGAGGUUGAAGAAAUUGUGGAUAUUGGAUCAUUUGCUGCUGAAGAUAUACAUAUUCCUAAAAUUUAUGUGCAUCGCCUUAUAAAAGGAGAAAAUUAUGAAAAGAGAAUUGAACGCUUAUCAGUCCGAAAAGAGGAAGAUGGAGAAGCCAAAUCUGGUAAACGUGGAGAUGAUGUGAGGGAACGUAUCAUCAAACGGGCAGCUCUGGAAUUCGAGGAUGGCAUGUAUGCUAAUUUGGGCAUAGGAAUCCCACUUCUGGCCAGCAACUUUAUCAGCCCAAAUAUGACCGUUCAUCUUCAAAGUGAAAAUGGUGUCCUGGGUUUGGGUCCAUAUCCAUUACAACACGAAGUAGAUGCAGAUCUAAUCAAUGCAGGCAAGGAAACAGUUACUGUUCUUCCAGGAGCCUCUUUUUUCUCCAGCGAUGAAUCAUUCGCCAUGAUUAGAGGGGGACAUGUCAAUCUGACAAUGCUAGGAGCAAUGCAGGUUUCCAAAUAUGGUGACCUGGCUAACUGGAUGAUACCUGGGAAGAUGGUGAAAGGAAUGGGUGGUGCUAUGGAUUUAGUGUCCAGUGCCAAAACCAAAGUGGUGGUCACCAUGGAGCAUUCUGCAAAGGGAAAUGCACAUAAAAUCAUGGAGAAAUGUACAUUACCACUGACUGGAAAACAGUGUGUCAACCGUAUUAUUACAGAAAAGGCUGUGUUUGAUGUGGACAAAAAGAAGGGGCUGACCCUGAUUGAACUCUGGGAAGGCCUGACAGUAGAAGAAAUACAGAAGAGCACUGGGUGUGAUUUUGCAGUUUCACCAAAACUCAUGCCAAUGCAACAGAUCACAACUUGAAAUGUGGAGUAGAUGUUUGUUCUUGGCUGACAGAUUUUCAUUUUAAACACAUAAGAUAUAAUUGAAAGGAUUUCAGUAAUGGCAAUUUAUAUAUUUAACAGGCAGUUUUGACAGCCAUAUAGACUUUGUUCUUUCCAGUGUGCAUUGACAGUUUAAUGAAAAACAAAAGGAAAACAUUUUAUGAUUACCUUAUUUGUUUCAUAAGUGCUGAGAAAGUUGUUUUUACCAUUGGUGCUGACAUUGGGUGUAUCUUCAUCAUCUAGGCCAUGCAUAUGAAAAUCAUGUGUACUAUUCACCAAAAUGAACCUGAAUGAGUUUCAUUCCUAUGAUUUCCCUCAUAACCAAACUAUGACUUAGUGGUCCUGAAUUUAUGUGAAUUUAUGAUUGUUUUUCUUUCACCCUUCUCUGACUUUUUGUGGGGCCUCCAAUUUUAUGAUUACAUCUUGCCUCCCUAGAGCAUCUCACCUUCCUCCCAUACUUCUUGUACCCAAAAAGGCA